AUGUCGUCCAGCGGCAACUAUCUGAGUUCAUUCGAUUUCGCCUACCUCUUCUGCUUCCUGUAUAGAACAGCAGCCGGCUCCGCCCUCUUCCUCUCAUCAUCUGCUUCCUCCUUCCCGAUCUGGGGCUCAUCUUCUUCGCGAUUCGUACCAUCUUCGUUUCCAUCUCCGUCAAUGGCCUCCCUAUCUGCCAGCAGCCGCCUCAUGCUCUCGCGCUGCUUCUGCCUCUUCUCCCUCUUCAUCGCCCUGCUCGUGCUCACGUCCCCUGCAGCGGGACAGCAGCAACUGCCUCAGCCCCAGCCCCAGCCGCAACAGCAGGAGGGGGUCCUCCAGCCCGUUAAUGAGAUCAAUCUCAUCUGGUGGGAGCCCGAGGGCGACAAGGACAAUGGCAGCGCUGGCGGGGUGGCGGGUGCCGGGAGAGGAGCGGCCGGGGACUACCACGACCACUUCGUGCGGAGCGAUGAGUCGCGAGCUCCCGCGCCACAGUCCGGCCAGCGCAAGAUCACGCAUGUACCUGCCAGCUCCCGCAGUGCCGACGAGUACGAGUUCGUCCCCGAAAGUCGAAGGGUGGUUCGCAAGGGCGACCACGCUGGCGACGCGGAGGGGACGCUCAUGAGCGCCGGGGCCAGCACCGUGAUGACCCUGCCCCAGCUCGUCAUCGUGCCGCCAUUCCUGGACUUCAAGGAGAGAGCACUAUGCAUGCCCGCUGUGGAAGCGGUCAGCAUUAUCAACACCUCGGAGCAGGAGGAGUUGCACCUCUUCUCGAUAUCUACGGACAGCGUGCACUUCCACUCCUCCUUCUUCAAGCAGUCGGUGAUACCUCCGCUGGGCAACACCACCGUUUCCAUCGUCUUCUUGCCGAGGACCGUGGGACCCGUGGAGAACCAACUCGUCGUGCAGACCUCCGUUGGCCAUCUGGUCUAUCAGGUGUACGGGCAGGGCAUCCUCAACCCGUACCGACUGCAGCCCUUCGUAGGAGCGAAGGUGCCCGCGGACGUGACCUACCGGCCACCGAUCGAGAUCUACAACCCGCACGACACCCCGCUCCACGUGACGGAGAUCUUCACCUCGGGCGGGUUCCUCCACCUCACCCUGCCACCAGGGACCGAGGGCGAAGACACCGGGCAGCUCUGGACCAUCGAACCGCACCAGAAGAAGAAGAUCAUUAACCUGGCCUUCAUGUCGCAACAGCCCGGCAAGUACACGGGCUUCGUGAACAUCAAGUCGGACAAGGACAACAUGAUCCUUCACGUGGACGUCAUGGUGGUCAAGGGCGGCCUGCACCGAACGCCAGAGGAGAUCGACUUUGCCACUCUCGUGUCGCCGACCGACAAGCGAACGGCGUCGCUGCUCCUCCUCAACUCGGGCUCGGCCCCGGUGCAGGUCUCCGAGAUCUACCCGCUCACGCCCGACCCGCAGCUCUUCGUCAACUUCACGCGGGCGGUCAUCCCUCCCGAGUCGGAGGUGGAGAUUGCGUCGUUCACCUACACUGGACGAUCGGAGGGUCAGUUCAACGGCAAGCUUCUGCUGCGAACGAAUGACAGUAAUCCGGCCAACGCCCGGAUGGAGAUUCCCUACAAGGCCCGCGUAUUGCAUGGGUCACUCGGCUACCUGCCGCUCAACACCACGUUCGCGGUGGGCGCGCCCCCGUUUCAGCCCGUGGUGCAGAGCAUCGUCUUCACCAACAAGUUCAACGUCCCGCUGACCAUCUUCUCAGCCGAGCUCGAUGAUCCGCACUUUGAAGUCGUCAAGUUCGCCAGCGGCCUCACCGCCCAGCCGGGCGCCACAUGGCCGCCGAUCACCAUCCGCUUCCUGGCCAACCGGACCGACAUGAUGUACGCGACCGAGCUCGCGCUGGCCACCAACGUGUCGGUCCUGCGCGUGCCGCUCCACUGCUACCACGGCCACCUGUCCUACUCUGUGCUCGACACGACCGAGCCCACCGGGACGCUGACGCAGGUGAUCGAUUUCGACGUGCUGGGAGUCAACGAGAUCCGCACGCGGACCAUCAACCUGACCAACUCGAACCCGGUCAAGGUGGACAUCAAUUGGAUGGAGACUGACGUGGAGGGGCUCGUCAUCAAACUGGACAGCGUGUGGAACUCGCACGGCUAUGCCACGUCGGGCCGGCUCCUCGAGGCCAACAAGCAGAAGUCGGCCACCGACAGCAGAGCUGACGAUGCGCCGUUUCUCGUGCUGGAGCCCGGCAACAGUGCCAUCUUCACCGUUGAAUUGUCGAGUUCGAUCGAGGAACAGCGGGAGGGUUCGAUCACGUUUCAUACGGCGUUCGAGGACCUGCAGAUGGUGGUGCGAUACCACGCCAUCAAGGGCAGCCUCACCAUCGCCCCGUCCAUCAUCCAGUUCGACACCCCGGCAUUCCCCGGCCGCCUGCUCAACAAGGCCAUCACCGCCAAGUCCACCUACAGUCGGCCGAUCCACAUCUCGUCCAUCACGUCGUCCGAUGCGCGGCUGAUCCCGCUGCUCAGCAAUACCACCCUGGAGCCCAACCAUCGCUCCCAGAUUGGCUUUGUCCUGUUUGACGCCUCGAAGGGUCCGUUGGACGACAACUACCUGGUGGAGCCCUCGAUGACGGCGCAGGCCGCCCUCUCGCGACCCGGCGAGCCCCUGACCAAGCGCGACAUUCAGGCCCACCAGCGGAGGGCGCACGCGUGGAAGCGGAUGGAGGACGAGGGGAACACGGAGAUCCGGGGCACGCUCACCGUCAACACGGACGUGGUGAUGGGCUACACGCUGGCCGUGCGCGCCUCGCUCGCGAUGCCCGUCGUGCCGCAGACGCGGUCGCUCGACUUUGCCCUCACCCAGGUGGGCGCGCGAGUGGGCCAGGUCGUGCCGGUGCACAACCCCUCCGACCACGCCAUCUCCGUGCAGAUCCUUCCCUUCACUUCCGAGGAGGAAGUGGACCCUCUGCUGCCGUGGUAUCCGGGCGCCUCUUCGUUUUACCUGCCGCCCGAGUCCCUCGGGCUCCACUCCCUCGCUCCCCACGCAACCGCCGAUCUGGGUCCGGUCUUCUUCGCCCCGCAUUCGCUGGAACACGUGAACGCCACCCUGUACAUAAAAAACAACCUCACGAUCCUCGACUCGGUCGAACUCACCGGCCAAGGUGGUUCCGGACGAUUGCUCUUCGAGGAAUCUGGCGACGAGGUGGGCGAAUUGCUGUUUCAAGUUGAUCGGGCGCACCUCCUGCACUGCACCUCCAAUGAUCCUGGACAUUCCAAGAAGGAGGUGGUGCUGACCAAGGUGUUCCGCGCGGUCAACAAGGGCAAUCUCCCGGUGGAUGGCUAUGGCUUUGCGGUGGAGGACUGCGAGGCGUUCCUGUUGGGUCCGGGCGAGGUGCGCGACGUGCGGAUCGCGUUCCGACCGGACUUCUCGUCGUCGAUGGUCAAGCGGGACCUCCUCAUUGCCACCUCGCAGGGAGUGCACUCGUUCCCGCUCGUGGCCACCCUCCCCUACGACCUCCUCCCGCUUUGCGUCGACUCCCAGCCGCAGGGCGAUCUGGAGGAGACGGUGAAGAACACGGUGAAGGGGUUCAUGCUGCUGGUGUUCGCGAUGAUGUCACUCGUGCUGGCCAAGGAGUACUUCCCGCGUAACAAGCGCGGCUCGCGCGUCAGUUCGCGGUCCAAGAAGCCCAAGGACAAGAAGGCCAAGUUCAGCGAUCCUGAACCAGACCUUAAGGAGAAUCAGACGACCAUCGAGCUGUCUACGGUGGCGCCACGAGGCAAGAAGCUGCCGAUGCCGUUGUCCAUGGGCGUGUCCGAGUUUGAGCGGUUGCUCGAGAUCGAGUUUGCCCAGCACCGCCAGCACGAGAAGGACGAGGCCGAGGCCGCGGCCGCCGCCUCCGCUGUCGACAACCACAAGGCUGACGUCAGUACAGCGCCUGCUGUCGACAGCAGCAGCAGCAACGGUGUCGACAGAGGUGCCAACAACCACGGCAGCCGCGCCAGCUCGGCUGCCUCUGCUGGAGGAAACGCAGGAAAGUCAAGCGAUCGGCACUCGCUCCACGUCAGCAGGGAGAAGGGCAUUUCGGGCACUGCCGCCGCCGCCACUGAGGCGCCGUCGGCAAGCCGCGGCGCGGGUGGUGGUGUUGUGCGGAGGCGCAGCGAGUCGAAUCCGACACCGCCGCCACCCGAGGUGAUGACCGUCUCGCCCGCCGGGCCGCAGCCGCGCUCUACGGGUCCUGCCGCGGGUUCGUCGGGCGAGCGUCGGCUGAGCCAGCGCGGCACGGCCGCGACGGCGACCACAGCCACCACGUCGCCGCCCCCGCAGCGCUCGGCCUCGCUGGCCUCCCUCCCGCCCCUCAUUCCCAUGAACGGCAGCGACUCGACCCCGGCGGCGGCCGCGGCUUCGGCGACGGCCAGAGACGACGUGGGCGCGGCGACCUUCAGCCUCAGACGCAGCCGCGGCGCUGCCGUUGCCGAGGCCGAGAAGCUGGCGAAGACCAGUGGCGGUUCCGCAGUCGACAAGAAAGUCGGAGGCAAGGCCCAGCUGCCACCGCAGCCGACGCCGACGCCGCAGCCGCAGCCGCAGCAGUUGCCGCAGCGCGCCGGCGGUGUCGGCAAGAAAGACGACCGAGGCAAGGCCGAGGCCCUGGACAAGGCCCGGCGCGACCGAGACCUCGACAAAGACAACAAGGAGAAGGAAAAGGAGAAAGAGAAGGAAAAGGAGCGACGCGAGCGGGACCGCAGGGAGCGUGAGGAGCGCCUGCGGCGCGAGAGGGAGAAGCGUGAGAAGGAGGAGCGCGAGCGGCGCGAGGCCAAUCGGCGCAAGCAGCUGCAGCUCCAGCAACAGCAGCAGAUGCUGAUGCUGGAGGCCGAGAAGGAGAACCAGCGGAGGGAGCGCGAGCGCGAGGACCGCGAACGGAAGGACCGCGACCGCAAGAAGUGUGCGGCCGACGAGGCCGAGCGCCUGGCGCGCGAGCGCGAGAAGGAGCGCGAACGCGAACGCAUGCUCGCGCUCAACCGCGCUCGCGCCGAAGAGCGGAAGAAGGCCGCCGCUGAGAAGCGCGAGGCCGCCACGACUGCAACCAACGUCGCCACGGGCGGCAACGACGACGAAGGCAUGGGCGACUGGGUGAUCCUCAACAAGACCGGCGACGCCACCAAGUCUCAGCAGCAGCAGCAGCAGCAGCUCGAGCGCAGCAGCGGCAUCGCCGGCAUGAACGCGAGCGGCGAUGAGCGGCACGCCCAGCGCAGCCUGUCGGUGGGCGGCUAUAGCAGCGGACAGCCGCGGGACGACGUCGUGCCACGCAAGGACCGGGCCAGCACCGCCACCAAGCCGCCGCCGGGCGUGAUCGGCAGCCGCAAGGGGCUGACCGCGUCUAUGCCAGCCACGGCCAGCGCCGACAUCCUGCCCACCCAGCGCACUGCGACCACCUCUGCGGCGGCCGCUGUCGGCACCGGCAGCGUGUCCUCCUUAACCGCGUUGCUGACGUCAUCCGCGCCGGCCGUCCCCGUGAGCUCCGCCGCUCGGCCGCUCGUCAACCCGUGGGCCGAUAACGACCAGGACUUUCAUCGCCACCACCAUCAUGCCAACGGUGACGACGAGGAGUACGGCCAUCGCCACCAUCACCACCACCAUCACGGCGGCGGCGGCGGCGGCGGCGCCUCGUCGCUCUUUGCCGCGGGCGGCUUCGGACCGUUCGCUGUGGGCGCCGGCGCCGGCGGCAGCGGAGACUACUACCCUUCGACGGGCGAGCCGAUCAGCGCGGCUUCGAUCUUUGCGCCCCAGACCGGACCCUUCUCGGCCUUCUCCACCUCCGCGGCCGCGCAUACGUGGGGCGCACCCGCCGCGCACCACCCGCACCACCACAGCGGAGCCGCCGCGCUGCCCGUCGUGUCUUCGCUCUUCUCGCUGCCAGCGCCGCUCGUGCCGUCGCCGCCGGCGUCGUCAUCGUCUUCGUCUUCGGUGUCGGCGCCGACCCAGGUGCCCAGCGGGCGACCCGCCAAGCGUCCGCUGCGGUCGCCGCCCGGGCUCAGCUCGCCGCCCAUCGCCAUCCACGACCCGAGCGCCGCCCAGCCGCAGCAGGAGCGACGCCUGCGGCCCUACUACGAUGAGCUCGACGGCGGCCUCGAGUACGACAACAACGGCCUCGAUGGCGCCCUGGAGGGCGACGAUGCCGAGGGGCUCGACAUGGACGGCGGCGGCGACAACUACGACCCGUUCCUGUCGCCGUCGGCUUCGUUCUUUUCGUCGGGCGGCAUGGCCUCGCAUGGCUCGCCGUCGUCUUCGUUCUUUUCCUUCGCCGGCGCGGGCCUUUCGUCGUCGCCCACCUCGUCGCCUUCGCUCGAGCCCGCCUCCACCCCCUCCUACGACCUCUUCGCCUCCCACCCGCUCGGCUUCGGCCGCCGCCCCCCGACCUCCGCCAGCGACGUCGCCGCCUCGUCGUCGUCGUCGGCCGCCACUUCGCUCGCGUCGGCCCUGUCAGGCUCGGCCGCCGUCGGGUCCCAGCCGACCAGCGCGCAGCAGACCCUGCGGCAGCAGCAGCAGAUGAACCGGAAGGAGUCCUACGAUUCGUACUUUGCGGCGUUCGACGUGGCGCCGCUCGCGCCGCACCACCACCAGCGCCACGGCCACGGGCUGCACCACCACCAGCACUCGGGCACGCUGAUGACCAUCAACAGCAUGCACAUGGCGGUGGCGGCUGAUCUGGACGGCGAGGAGCUGAGCCUGGACUCGUACGAUUCGCGGUCGUCGUCGAUCGACUCGCUGGCCACCAACCCCGACUCGCUGUCGUUCGACCUCAUCGACGAGAGGGACCACCACCACCAUCAUCACCCCGGCGCCUACUACCACGACGUCGACAACGACGAUGACGAGGAGGACACCACCUUCCCCUAA
Molecule: messenger RNA, 6852 nt
Organism: Acanthamoeba castellanii str. Neff
Lineage: Eukaryota; Discosea; Longamoebia; Acanthamoebidae
Exons: 24
Coding region: 1-6852 (2283 amino acids)
Cellular component (GO): membrane
Source: RefSeq, a predicted model, not a curated record